Messenger RNA from Medioppia subpectinata, 2058 nucleotides. NCBI's taxonomy places the organism in Eukaryota, Metazoa, Arthropoda, Arachnida, Sarcoptiformes, Oppiidae. The record is from the annotation of a GenBank genome assembly.
AUGUGUGAUUGGAUUAAUUCAAAUGGCAUUAACGGCAGCAAUGCUAACGAUUAUAUCGACAAGACUUCAAUUGUGUCACAAAUAAAGCCAUUCAGUGAUAAACUGUUGAACUCAUUGGAGACGACGUCCAAUGGGCUGACCAAUGGUUGCCCGAAGUCGUGGGAAAAAUCAUCGGUUGUGACAGAAAAGGGGGCAAAAUCUAAAGGAAUUGUGGUCUCAAUUGAAUCAAUAGAAAGUCCGACUAUCGAUGAGGUGUUAGAUAAGGUUCCCCUCGUUUACGAUCCCAUCACUAAACAACUGCUCCUUCAAAGGGGUUUCGGCAAUAAUAAUGGUCUGAAUGGCUAUAAAAAUGGUGUGAAUUUACACACAAAUGGCUUUAAGAAGUUGAAUGGCGUCUCGAAUCUCAUCCACGAAAACAGUAGCCAUGGAUCUAAUGAUAAGACCAUCGCUUGUGAACAAUACUCGACCCGUAAUUGUAGCGCUAAUAAUAGCGUCGAUAACUGUUUUGACGAUUACCUAAAAGCUUUAGACGAGAGGAACGACUACUCAGUGGUUGACUGCAAACAAAGUCCAAACAAAGAUGUGUUGUGUGAGAGGCGAACAGUAUCUCAAUUCAAUGAUAACAACGCGUUAUCACUGUUGGACUCAAACAAAGACCACUCACUGGAAGAGACAACUGAUGGCGAAUACAAUGGAAACAAUUUGCGUGAAUAUAAUGGCAAUAAUAACUCCGACGAUAACAUAUCAAAUGUGGACUCAAGUGUUUUGUCGCUCAACUUAGACGAUACGGAAUCUAAUUGUGGAUCUGUUUUCGACUCGAAACCAAAGAAAUUGUUUACUCUUUCGCUGCAAAGUUUGUUAAAUAAAGUGAAACGAAAUCAUAAUAAUAAUAAUAUUAGUAAUAAUAACUCUUCUGUAAGUAAUAACAGUGUAAAUAUCUCAUCGACAACAGCACUCAUACUGGAGACCCGUCCGCCACACCUUCCGGCCAAACCCAUCCACGAAGACAAACAACACAAACUAGAGUACGAAGAGAUGAUACGACAGUCCCGUAAGAAAGAGAUGAAGGAAAUGAAGGCCCGGAAGAAGUUGUCUGAAAAGCAGCGAAAACAAGAGCAACAAGUGAUCGAAGCGAUCAAAGUGUGGAAUUCAGACAUUCUUCCCAAUUGGCAAAAGUCCAAGAAUUGUAAGAAAACUCGUGACCAGUGGUGGUGUGGAAUCCCAUCGCAUGUCAGGCAACGGGUGUGGACUCUGGCCAUCGAUAACGAGCUCAACAUCACUGAAGACAUAUACAGACAGUGUGUGAUCGGUUCCAAAGAUAACAUAUGGGCUAAACAUAGCGUUCAUUGUCUCGAAGACGAGGACUGUUGUGGCGAAAGUGCAGCCGAUUUGAUAAAACUGGACGUUUCGCGUACUUUCCCUCAAUUAGGACUGUUUCAAGAGAGCGGUCCCUAUCAUGAAGUGCUGAGCGAACUGUUGGGCGCAUACGUGACAUACAGGCCGGACAUCGGGUACGCGCAGGGGAUGUCGUUUCUGGCGGCGAUGUUGCUGUUGAACAUGGAGUCGGAGCCGGCGUUUGUGUGUUUAGCGAAUCUACUGAAUCGUCAACUCCUGGUGUCCUUCUUUCGGGUGAACCAAACAGUUAUGAACGCCUACUAUAAGACAUACGAAGAGUUUUUUAAAGAAAAUUUGCCAAAACUUUACAAACAUUUUAACGAACAGAAACUGAGUCCCGAUUUAUAUUUAGUGGACUAUAUUUAUACACUAUUCAGUCGAUCGCUUCCAUUGGAUAUCGCGAGCAGAAUAUGGGAUCUGUUUCUCCGAGACGGCGAAGAAUUCAUAUUCAGAGCCGCUUUGGGUAUACUUUCCAUGUAUUACGAAGUGUUACUUAACUUGGAUUUCAUAUAUUUGGCCCAAUUUCUCACUAAACUUCCCGAAGAUAUUGAUUCCGACAAAUUGUUUUCCUAUAUAUCAGGCAUUCAUAUGACUACCGGCGCUGAGAAGACCCCCUUUUCCGAUGUUUUAUCGACAAAACUUUUAGAGAAUAAUAAUCUUUAG